UUAGGUAAUUUUAGAUACGGGAUUUGAAGAUCGUCAAAUUGUGUGUGCUGUGUUUUUUGAAAAUUAAGGUGAGUCAGAAAUGCUUAGAGAUAUCUUGAUCAUUGACCGCAGAAUCGAGUCAUCGAAAUUUAUGCUCCAAAUGAGUCUUUUCAAAAAAAGAAUAUCACUUUUGCUAACUCACAUUUUUCGUUGUUAUUAAAAAUAUUUUGUUUUCCAUUUCAGUAGACUGCCAGUCGCAUGAUAUAUUAGAUUUAUAGUUUCAAUGCACUUGCACGUUUUCAAUGAAGUUCAAUUGAAUCUGUUUCGUGCAAAUUGUAAAGAAUAAAUCAUGCACACGCAGAAGUUUGAACGAUAAAUGAAAAAAUCGUGGAUUCGGCCAUCGUCUCAAACUCGUUAAAUAUUUUCUGUUUUACUUUGCUUGCUUAAUUUUUUUUUUUUCUUUUUUUUUCCAAUUCACUUCAACACCACACAGAGAAAAUACAGCUAGCAGAAUGACGUCCAAAUUAAAAAUAUUCCGCAAACUCUAACGCCCGCUCUCAUUUAAACUGGAAACAAACUGGUAUCAGGUAUGUAUACGUCGCGGUCAGUUUCAGCUGCCAAUUUUCUUUCCUACCAUUUCUAUAGAGGUUAUUAUGUGAAAACAAUAUCGUCAAUAUCAAACGAAAAUAUGACGCAUAAAAGUGACAUGCGCCGAACUUCGCAAGUUACUGUCUAAAUAUCCUCGAGAAGAAUUUCGUUUUAUAAAUUUUCUCGCCCUUCCUCGUUAGAAAAUCGAGUUUUUGACGGUGUUUUCAGAGAUUACGUAAAUUUCGGAGCCCGAGUCUCACGUCGACGAAUUAUUCAAAUAAAUUUCGACCAGGUACCAGUGGCUGAGGGACUCGUGCCGCUGGAAACAGCUCCAAGAACACCUUGACGUGGCGGAAGAUCAUGAAUCCGUCUGGCCCGCGAUCCAGCCGAUCGUCCGUUCAAUCUCUGGCUCAAUCACCGACACCUACAAUCUCCCCAUCUCCGUCUCCGUCACCCUCCCCGUCUCUUACUCUGCCUCUGGCUCAUCAGCAACAACAACUACAGCCGCAGAUUCUUUACGGACCGAUAACGGCGUUGCAACCUAAUUUCACGACCGCGUUGCAUACCCCGUGUAUUUAUUCGUCGGCUCGUAGCGUCGCGGGCGCAUCCGGCUCAGCAACCCUUCAAGGUAAAAACGCCAAAUGGCAGGGAAAAUGUAAGGCUUCGAGGAGUAACCAACAGUUUCAUGGUCAGCCCGCUCAAUCUGGGCAUAUUUCGUACACCGGAAAACCUUUGGUGUUGUACGACCAGACUCAGAGCGGAACGCCGGCGUCGACUUCGUCGUUUCUCGUAUCAUCUUCGACUUUUGCACACGGGCAAUUUCCACCGGAACCGUACGGUGCCCCGAGCGUUGCGGUUGUGCCUCCGCAAUACUUCAAACCACCGGAAGUUCAGACUUUCUGCCUAGUUCAAGACCGCCAACAACCCCCGCAGCACAACUCCUACUACAAUAUCUCCGCUACGAACACCUGUAGCCUGCAAGCAGUAAAUUCCACCCCCGGCUUUCAACUCUCGAAUAUCGCCCCUUACGCCGUCGCCGCAUUUCCAAAUAACCAAUUAACACCACCCUCCGUACCCGUUCAAUCCGCCCAAAUCUUUCAAACCGCACCGCUGGGUUUGGUUUUUGGUCCACCGCCCAGGGAAAAGCACAACAAUACCUCAAAUCUGGAUGUGUCAUCGUCGGCGAAAUGUCUCAGAAGUAGAGUACCUGUUGCGAGUGGGAGUCCCAAGAUACCGGCGAUAUCCCACCUUCGGCAAAAUAACGAGUGGCCCCCACCGAUCGUUGGUACCGCAACGUCAACCCCCUCCGCCAUCGGCGGGUGUUCCGGUAACGCUGCUCUUUCAUCCGGCAGCGCAGUUUUCGAUAAUUGCAAAAGUCCCCAAGGUGAUCCGGAGAAAAAAUCGUGUUCCUCGUCCGCGCUGAAGCUUCCGGACGAUCGCUACUCGGACGAGUCGUCGGCAAGUUUCGACUUUGCCAUCGAAGCGGAAAAAAUGGUAUCCGCCUUAUGCAACACCGCUUCCUCGAACGACCUUGGUGGUGCUUCGAGCAGGGAGGAGACCAGAAAAACCGAAACCAACUAUUUCAACGGAGCCGGAGACAAUGUGGCCAACAAGGGGGAUUGGAUCGCCGAUUACGCGAUGGAAUAUUCUCCCAGAACAGUCGGAGACUCUCGUAACGCGGAAACUCAGACACAACCGAAUCAAGGUUUCACGCAACAGCUACCAGAACUGAUACGCAAGACCGCGUAUUGGGGGUGCACCGAAGCUGAGAACGUUCUGAACGCGGUAAAACACCAGGAUCCGAAGCAGGCCUGGCUAUCGAAUGUAUCUUCCGCAACGCGAACCGCCAUUACGAAAUCAUCAACAUGUUUCCCAAUAUUUUCGGGGGACAGAGCCUUCGUCUGCGACAUGAUAAACGCUCUUCUUAGGAUAACGAACGGUUGGCUCGUGCUGGACAAUUAUCUGAACAAGCAGCACUAUCCGAAUUUGAUUGACAAAUACGACCCGGAGCUAGCGAGAGGGUUCCAAGAGUGGGAAGGCAGUACUCACGAGUUACUUCGCAACGUUAUCCAGACAUUUUUGAAACUUGACGAAGCGAACGCGACAUCCGGAUCGCAAAACGACUCGCAGAAUGGCUCCUUUCCGGGCGACGUAUCUCUUUACACGAACGCCGAUAUUUUUUGUCCCUACCAGCAGUCCGGCUGCCAGAAUCGUUCGGACGGUAAUUUUCUUCCGUCGGUUUCUUCCCUCCAACAAACUCAAGAAUCUGCGUUCGGUGUACACUACGCUCCGCAGUCGACAGGAGCGCAGAACAUUCGGUACUUCAAUACUCAACUGAGCAACAAAGAGACAAAAUUACGGAGCAAGUGGACGAUAACUGAAAGCUUAGCAACGGCCAUAGAUGGAACAUGCAAAUCCGUCUCUGACAUGAGCACGUCACACGGUGAAGCGGGUUUCGGUGCUAGCAAAUUUCGCGCAAAAAGCAACUCUUCUUCGAGCAAAAGUCUCUCCCGUCAGUCUCUGAACGCUGAGUUUUUUGACCUGAGGAAUAAGGUGAUGGAGAGCAAUUCAACGGACGUUGGAAAACAGUGGAACACGAAUGCUGACUCUAGAGGAAAGUCGGAAGUCUUGUUUGGGACGAAAAUCUCUAAAGGAGUAGAGCCAGUUUACGAUGCGAAUUCAUCUUACUUCGCGAAAUCACACGACGUUACGUACGACGUUACGGGGAUAGCAAAACCGUAUCUGCAAGGGAUCGAUUCAAUUUUUCAUAACGAAACUCCAGGGGUGGCGCCGAGUCGUUUCGAAAAAAAUUCCAUCGGCGGUGAGUCAAAUUUGUUCGGAAAAUCCCGCGUUAAUACGAAUUACAGAAACAAGCCUUUGAAAAACGGGGAUCAAAAUUACGCGGUUAAAUUAUCGAGGAAUUCGAACGACUCGUCCGGUUUGGGAAAAUUGACCAACGAUCAAAGGGAAAUGGCUGCGGUGCCGAGGACCAAGAUGACUCUCUUGAGUCAAAUAGAGCCGAGCCCUUCGUCCGGUAAGAAACCAGAGGAGAUGGCGGCCAACCUUACGGCUUGGUUCGCCAGCAUGAGAACUUCCAAUCCAAUUCUUACCACGUGCUCGAUCGGGGGUUCGGACAACCGUCUUUCGGAAAGUUUCAGGUCUUUGCAUUCUCAAGGAUUAUCCAGGAGCACCAUAGACCUGACGCGGCAGCUCUACAUGGAUCCGAACAGGCAGUUACAGACCAUCCAAAAUAUGCAGAGCAUACAAAGCGCACCGUGGAAUGCUUGUAAUUUGAUUAACAAUCGAAACCACAACGUACAACAAGUCGAGGAAUACGACAGCUCCGAGGAUGUGCGAGUCUACAUGAAGCCCGGCAGUUACAACGUGCCGAAAAAAAGGCACCAGAAACGCGCCAACAGACGCUCGGAUUCUCAAUCCCUCUCCAAAAAUCCAUCCAACGGUGUUACCCAGAACAAUCACCCGGUGAAGGACAAACUUGAUAAUUUUGGAUCCGCGACCACCAUGGGAUUCCCUUUUCCAGGAAAUUCUUCAACUUUAGAAAAUUCACCACGAUUAAUUGAGAGCGCCAUAGCUCCUUCGUCUCAGGAAUUUCCUCAGGAUAUUACCUGGAAGGCUGCGUGCGCGUCCGCCGAAAUACUGUUGGAAGCCUUAAACGUGAAGGAGGGUGAGUCAGGAUUGAUCGAAGUCAAGGGAAUCACCGCACAAGUUAACCAGAAGGUGAAAUGCGAAGGCGAUGGAGCUUCCAGUUACGAAGCUUCGGAAGACGAUUCCGGAUCGACCGGCAAGUUGUCAUCUUCCGGUUUACAGUCCAAGGAAGGAAAAGUUAACAAAACGAAUGUCAAGACGGAUUCCUGGCUAAUUCGGACACUGAACAACGCGAGUAUCAAGCAGAGACAGGAACCAGACAUGGACAGUUCAGAGUCUUUCAACAGUUCGAUACACGAGGAUGAAUUGACGACUGAAAAUUCCAUUGAAAAGCUCGACAGCACCUUGGGACAUAGUGAAGAGCCGAGAGACGAAGAUCAGACCGGCGAUUUAACGGAGGGCAAUGCCUGCAGAGCAACUUAUUCGGAAACGGUACGACGCUGUGCAUCUGGCAACGGAUCGAAGGAACCCUGCAGGUCGCGACCUCAAAAGCUGACACUCGGUAGCAUUUGCGCCACAGGGAAUUCGAUUCCGACUCGAAAAUCUCAGCGCAAAGAAAGCGAACGACCAUUUUUGAGUCACAAGUCGAGAAAAUCGAUCGGUAAGAAAAUCGCAAAGGAUGCAGAUGCACAGGGUCAGCAGAACGAGGAAAGCUCGUCUAAGGGGAAGGUGGCGAAGGAAGACACAACGCGAUUACCCGCUUCGAAAGGACACGGGAAAAAAAAGGAUGGGGGAAACACAAAUUCCGGAGAACACGGUAAAAACAAAAGCGGCGACAGGGGUUGGUCAGUUUGGUACAGCUCUCGAAGAAGACAAAGUCUCAGUCCGAUGGCCUCGAGAAAAUUGGAAACGAUUCACCAAACAAUUUGGGGACUGAAGGAAGCGGAAAUGUUCAAAUAUCCUCCCUCUAAUUCAACGAUGACCAAUAAUUCUUCGGAAUCGAUCGUAGAUUACUACAAAGUCAUCAAAAGUCCGAUGUUUCUUGAAACUAUUGGAUACAAGUUGAAAAACAACAUUUAUCACAAAGUUGAACACGUGAUACGAGAUUUCAGGAAGAUCAUCUUCAACUCGAAAAUGUAUCACAAGCAUGAUCUCGAGUGCAUGGCGCAAGUAGAAACGUUAUCUAAAAAAUUGGACACCCUCUUCGACGAACACUUUGCUAACUGGGAUUUCGAGAAUAUAACCGGAAGUCCCCGCGAUGGCAACGGAUCGCCAAUUCCACCUCGGUACAAACUUCCAGUUCAAAAAUCGCAACGCUCAGUCAAUACGAAAAAGAGUCCAUCGGUAUCAACGACCACGGCAGAAAAUUGAAUAUAUCCCGAACAGACAAUAUUUUACGAAUUAUCAACUUUCGUUAAUAAUUUUUAUUUUUCGCAUCAAUUUUAGGUAUAAGACGUUCCGUCCAAAUAUCGUUUGUACGCCAAUUCGUUCGUAUCUUUAUUCGAUUACCUCAAUAAUUAGUAAUAUUAUUCUUAUUAUUCACAGUAGUAAUUAAGUAGUAAUUAUUACGCAAUUGUGAAGACCUAGCUUCCAUCAAGCGUUGAAAGAAAAAUUCGUCAUCUAUAUUGCUUGUCAGUUUUUGCUUGAGGCAAAUGAUCGUGGAAUUUCAUUACGAUAAUUGUUGAUAUUCUCAAAGAUUUUCAAGUGAUUUAAAAAAAAAUCAGCAUAAAUAUACGCGCCAAAUAACGACGUCGAGAAUCAUACCAACAGAUAAAGCAGACGAAAAAACACUGCUUUUGAAAAACGACUGAUCGCCAAGAAAACGAUAACAAUAGUUAUGAUUACUAUUACGACAGCGAUAGCGGUAGCAAUAAAACUAAUGAGAAUAAUUUACAAUCAUUAUUUGAUAAUAGUUAUUUUUUACACGUACUGUUACAUCGAUUAGAAUCAUUGUGUUAUCUUUUUUUCUGUUUUUUUUUUCUAUUUUUUACUUGGUAUAUGUGUGUGCACCACUUAUUGUAUUAUGAGUUUAUUACAUAAUUAGCUGCAACUAUUUUGAGUUUGGAUUUGAUAAGACAAUUCUCUUAUCGCCAAAUACUUGUUGGAAUGAUUUAUUUAUUAUCAACAUUUUUUCUUUCUUUCUAUUCCGCAUGCUGAAAUAGAUAAAAAUCUGGUAAAUAACAAAACAUGGUAACAAUAUUGCAGGUAUCGUUUAAAUUAUUUUCCGGAUAUGUUGAGAAAGAAUCUUUCAGUUGUGGUAAAGAAAA
Messenger RNA from Athalia rosae (coleseed sawfly), 6440 nucleotides. RefSeq lists its product as uncharacterized. Bases 928 to 5544 code for a protein of 1538 amino acids. The transcript is spliced from 4 exons. NCBI's taxonomy places the organism in Eukaryota, Metazoa, Arthropoda, Insecta, Hymenoptera, Athaliidae. The record is from RefSeq and is a predicted model, not a curated record. Gene Ontology annotation, molecular function: protein binding.